This is a messenger RNA of Lingula anatina, 1090 nucleotides long. Its product is annotated as UTP--glucose-1-phosphate uridylyltransferase-like. The record is from RefSeq and is a predicted model, not a curated record. Gene Ontology annotation, molecular function: UTP:glucose-1-phosphate uridylyltransferase activity. Gene Ontology annotation, biological process: UDP-alpha-D-glucose metabolic process. Lineage: Eukaryota; Metazoa; Brachiopoda; Lingulata; Lingulida; Lingulidae.
AUUAUAAACGUAUAAUCGAUCUGACUUGUAGUCUCCGUGAUAAAAAAUGACGUAUUUUACAUUAUAAGGAAAUAUGUUAUCAGAUAUGCAUGCAGGACUAUUUUAUUUCGGUUUGUUAUUUUUUAUGAAAAUGACGCAAGUUACCGAUACAAUCUCUGAUAGUUGUCCUGCAAGGUCACACUCCCGUAAAAUUGACGAUGUAGACAGUGUUAUCAGCGAAAAGGGAGCAUUCACCAAAGGCCACCAGCGCCGUGGAAGUGAAAUCGAAUUCCAGGAGCUGACUCACCGAGAUGCUAAGCAGGCAAUGGCAAAAGAGCUGUACAAGCUCAUGAACACAGUGCCUACAGGAACUAAGGAGACAGUUGAAAAAGAAUUGGAUGGAUUCCAGCGGUUAUUUGACCGUUUCAUGGUGGAAACAGGACCAUCAGUGGAAUGGGAAGACAUUAAACUUUUACCCCAAGAAGCAGUAAGUACAGAGAAUGUUUACAAGAAUCCCAGUAAAGAGCCAGGAUGCAAGUUGUGGUAUUAGGCUGUAUUAAAGAAGACUUAUUAUUUUGAUAAUAAUUUGCGAUGCUUCUUAGGGUUUGUAUGAUGGUCAUAUGGACAUCUGAAAGAAGAAAUGUGAGAAAAUGAAUCAUUUAUAGAGAAAUUCUUUUUUUUUUUACAUUUCAUGAUUUGUGAUACAAGGUCACUUUUGAUUUGUUCAUAGAAGUUGAGAGACACAAAUGUUAGUCUAGGACAAUAAAUUAUUGCAAACCUGGAGUCUAUACAUGUCAAGUCUUAGUGGACAUUAAAGCCAUUACCUUUUGUAACUCAGAAUCUAAUUUGGUAUAUUUUUACCCAUCCCUUUCAUGAUGAACCUCUUCUUACUACUGAAAAACACAUCAGUCUAGUUCAGAUAAAACACCAUUGAUGGCAGGGCUAUCAUUUUACUAAGUGACCAGUGGUCUGUUUUUCUGAUUUAUGACUGGACACAAAGACCCCAGAUCUCUUGUUACCUCAUUCAAGUGAUUGAUAGUAAGUAAUUAUACACUGUGUUCAAAGACUGAAUUUUUGUAAAGCCAUUCUUUAUUGGCUUGGAUUUAAGGGA